Molecule: messenger RNA, 2016 nt
Organism: Fonsecaea nubica
Lineage: Eukaryota; Fungi; Ascomycota; Eurotiomycetes; Chaetothyriales; Herpotrichiellaceae
Exons: 1
Coding region: 1-2016 (671 amino acids)
Biological process (GO): mitotic DNA damage checkpoint signaling; protein phosphorylation
Cellular component (GO): nucleus
Molecular function (GO): ATP binding; protein serine/threonine kinase activity
Source: RefSeq, a predicted model, not a curated record
AUGGCGCAGGCUGACACCGGCCAACUUCUCCAAAGCCUGCGCCUGAGUUCCCAGAGUCAUGAAGAUGGCAUCGACCACAAUGUGUCCUCCCCCCCGAACGACAUCUCCGGAGAGGUGAACGGGUCCCCAGACAGGUCUCCUGCACCAUCCCGCCCGCCGUUCAAAGGCUCGGGUACAAGUCAAGACACCAUUCGCCCGACGGCCACCCCUCCUGUGGACAUACCGGCAACCAGCGAAUUUCCCGCUAUCAGCAGAGACUCUACGAGCCCUUCCGCAUACAUAGAUCAGUUUAUGCGACGGCGGAAUCCGUCGGUCAGCUUCAACAAUGAGAUCAAGCUUGACUCGGGACAUCGUCAGAGCAUGCAAGAGCCGUUAGAGAAGCCCUCAAAGGCUCGCGAGCGUGGACGUUCCUUGUUUCAAGCUAUGGCAGACGCCCAGAAAUCGUCCAGGGCGCACAGUGAGUCAGAGCGGUCACACUAUGAUCCCAUCACAGGCCGGCACCUUCCCAGAUACUCCCAAAGCCCACCGAGGGAACAAGCGCGUAUCGGAGAGGGCCGUUUUCCCUUACUACAAACCACGGUGGACGCGCUAGCAAGAGAAUCCCAGCCCGAUUUCCGGCACACUAUGUCGAUGCUCUCUGAUUCUGCGCUGUCUCCUGAUGAGCAAGCCGUGGUGGCUCCGGAUGACGAGAACUAUUUGCUGUCCCCUACGGCAGCUUCACCAUUUACAGGACAGGCGUUCUCCUACGACGAUCCCAAACCCUUUCGACGCACUGCGUCACAGAGGUGGCGAGAGGGCGACACCAGCGCCUCUCCGCAAGACUUCUUUGCGCGGGCAGGGAGUCUGCGCAAUAAAAGUAUGCGAGAUAUCGCCAGCCGGGCAUCUCGGCGAGACACAUCGGGCUCUGCCACACGGUCACCAAGAUCAGCGGCCUCUUCGUAUUUGCGAGCAUUUUCCAUGAGCAGCGGGACGAAUGGUGAGGGAGCUGACGUGGGACCGCUCGCCUGUGAUUCAGAGGGCCAGACCAUUGGCGAUGACUACGUGUUGGGUAAGCAGAUCGGGUUUGGCGGUUUCAGCACGAUUAGACAGGUGACGCAGCUCCAAGACAGUAAGCACCGUCUACUGGCUGUCAAGAUCGUCCGUCGCCAAAUCGAGGGGAAGACUGAGACGGAGAACGAGCAAGCCCAGGCUGAGUUUGAACAUGAGGUUGAGCUAUGGCGGUUCCUCAACCAUCCCAAUGUCCUUCCUCUUGAGGCAGUCUACAAGCUGGACGAUGCCACUUUUUGCUUCAUCCCCCUCAACACCGGCGGUACGCUCUUCGAUCUUGUCCGGGCCAACCGCAAAGGGGUUCCACAAGAGCUUUGUAAAAGCUAUUCCUAUCAGCUGGCCUCGGCACUGCGGUAUCUCCACCUCGAUGCUCGGGUCGUUCAUCGGGAUGUGAAGCUAGAAAAUUGUCUGAUAGAGCCCAGCAGUGAUGGAGGGCCAGGUCUUCUUCGUCUCUGUGACUUUGGUAUGGCGGAAUGGCUCUCGACAGACGGCAUGUCCGGACCACCCAGCCCCGAAUUUAACGAUGCUGAUCGACCUCCUCGGAAACACAUCGGUCCAGCCGACACGUCAACCUCUGCCUUCGCCGGCGGUAGUCUGGAAUAUGCCGCACCGGAGAUCCUGCGCAUUGCGGAACGUAUCAAAGCUGAUAUCUCAGUGGAGCGGGCCAUUGUGUCGCCGGCGGUUGACAUCUGGGCCUAUGGUGUCUGUGUCUACAGCAUGAUUGUAGGCUCGCGGCCCUUUCACAAUUCAUUCCAACCCCGUGUGGUCAUGGCUAUUCUAGGUGGAGAUUGGAACCGUGCCCUACUUUCGGAUAAAGGCGGAACCGAUGCCCACGAGCUUGUGAGUGGAUGCCUUGAGAUGGAAGAAGGUCUGCGCUGGGACAUAACGAGAGUGGUCGACUGUGCCUGGCUUGAAGAACUCGCCGGCUCCGAGGACAACCAGCAAGGUAUGAAUGGAUGGCGACUAUGA